AUUGCCGUCAAAAUGAGUGAAACACCAUCAACCAACUAUUCGGUGGUUCAGCACCACACUUCAGGGAGUGAACAGUCUUUCUCUGCACGUCCUCUCAAUGUCACAGAACCUGUUGUGGCCAAGCGGGUGUGCUUUUACAAGAGUGGAGACCCUCAAUUUAAUGGAGUCAAAAUGGUUGUCAAUAAUCGUUCUUUCAAAUCAUUUGAUGCCUUGCUGGACAACUUGUCAAAAAGAGUACCACUGCCUUUUGGUGUGAGGAACAUCACUACACCACGAGGGAUACACAGCAUCAGUAAUCUGGAAGAGCUUGAAGAUGGAAAGUCAUACAUCUGUUCCCAACAGAGGAAAAUCAAACCCAUUAACUUGGAAAUGGCCAGUAAAAAACCAUUGCCCUGGCAAAACAGCAGGCCAAUCAGUGCCCGCCGAAGGGCUGUGCAGUUAGCUAGAGAAGGGGACCGUAGUAUGUUCCAGAGAGGUAGCACAGUCAAAUUGAGUACUCCUAAGAAGCUGCUGGUUUUCAAAAAUGGCAAUGUAAGAAUUCGGCGUGCAGUUGUCUUAGGGAAGAAAAACACAGAAAACUUUGAGGCCUUUCUGGAACACAUCAGUGAACUUAUGCAGUAUCCGGUCAUGAAAUUAUAUACUACUGAUGGAAGAAAGGUUCCCAACCUUCAAGCUUUGGUCCUAUGUUCUGGAGCAGUUGUGGCAGCAGGGAAAGAACCUUUCAAAGCAGGAAAUUAUGAUCCUCACAGGUAUUCAUUACCUGGAAAACUGCCUGGGGUCACAAAUCGUGUAUAUCCAAGAUCCAAUGCCAAGUCAGAGAGCAGAAAAAUUAUGAAAUGGAAAUUCACAGUUUCUACUGGUGACCAGCCAAUGGCUGGUACCAGCUCACAAGUUUAUAUUGCUUUAUAUGGAGAUCAAGGUAAUUCAAGAGCUAUUUUUGUAGAAGGAGAGGAGAAAAAAGUAUUUGAAAGAGGAAAUACAGAUAUAUUCAUUAUUGACACGGAAGACGUAGGAAACCUCUACAAAAUACGAAUAGGACACAAUAACUCUGGAGAAACUCCUGCUUGGUAUUGCAAAGAGCUGCAAUUGCAGAACCUGGUCACAGAGGAACAGUUCGAUUUCCCUGUUGACAGGUGGCUGGCAGAAAACAAAGAUGAUGGUGAAAUCUGUCAUGAAUGUCCUGUUUUACGACAGGGUCAGCCGGUUCUUCCAGUGGUAGUGUAUGAGCUCCUUGUGGUCACAGGGGAUUUAUGGAAUGCUGGAACAGAUGCUGAUGUCUACAUUGUAGUCUGUGGAAAAAAAGGUGACACAGGAUCCCGACGACUCCUUAAAUCAAAGAAUCCUAGGAAAUAUCUAAAAGGACAAACCGAUAUCUUCUCCCUGGAAGCUGUGCACCUUGGACAUUUACACAAGAUUGUUAUAGGACACAAUGGAAUUGGUGCAGGAAAUGGUUGGUUUCUGGAGAAAAUGGUAGUUAAGGACCCAAUCACUAACUUGGAUUACCAUUUCAUAUGCCACAGGUGGUUAGAUGAAGGAGAAGAUGAUGGCAAAAUUGUCAGAGAACUAUAUGCCAUUGAUAACUACACUUCUGCAAUGCGACAAGAACUGGAAGUCAAAAAAGAAGAAAUGUGGGCUACUGAAAAGUGGAAAUUUCAGAAAGGCAAUAUCCUUCAGUUCUACAACAAGGUGACCCAUGGAUUCAUACGCCUCAGUCAAGAUGGAAUGGUUGAUGCCCUCGGCAGCAAGAAAGACAAACAUGGCAGUUUCGAUGUCACUGUCAAGAAAGGAAACACAUGGAUAUUUAAAUGUCAUCCGAUGCCAAACCUUGCGCUUGCUGUUGCUCAUGGCUCUGUCACUGGGAUGGAUCAUGGUGCUGGCCAUUGUGAGUUAAAAGUUCAUGUUCAGCCUAAUCGCUGCAUAAUUCUGGAAUCUGUCCAGGCCCCAGGGCAAACAGUGGUUUUCAAUCUCCAAGGCAUAGUAGCUGAUGAUACUACAGGCUAUGCAGGAUUGACAAAGGAAUUUGUUGUUCAUGUAAAGGGGGUGUUCCACAAUGGUGCUGUAAUUCUGCUCACUACUAAUUACUGUCAGUCCCUCUGCCUGAGACCUGAUGGGAGCUGCAGUGGAGCAGGAAAUCAAUCUGAUGACUCUUAUUGGAGGAUACAUAAAAUCAGCUCUGGAGUGUGUAUGUUUGAAAACGCAAGAAAACCCAGAAUGUUUCUAAGGAUCAAAGCUGAUCAGUGUGAUGGAAGAGGCACCGGUGAUGUAGACUGCCAUUUUAUAAUAGAGAAGAAUUUAGAAAGUGGAUCAAUAAGCCUGGAAUCUGCACGAAACAGAGGGAUAUAUGUUGGUCUCCUAUCUAAUGGUCACACCAAACCAGUUGUAAAUACUGGAGAAAGCAACAUUUUGUUUUAUCCACAAGUGGUCAAAUUUGGUAGAGAAAAACCAAUGGGAACAUCUGCACCUCCUGCCCAGCAGAAAGAUAUGAUCAAAGAAUCCAGACAGCACAAAACAGGGGGAAUGACAAGUGUUCAAAAGAGUGAGUUGCCCUUUCCUUCAGAUGAAAAAUGGAAAGUAUCAGUAUUAACAGGAAAUUCAGGAACUCAAGCAAAUGUCACUCUGUGGAUAUAUGGAGACAAAGGAUUUGCUGGUCCCAUAACUCUUAACAAGGAAAACAGAGAGCAGCUGUUUCUACCCAGGACUGAAGAUGCAUUUCAGGUUGAAAUCAAAUCCAUUGGAAAGAUCUACAAAAUCAGAAUAGGACAUGAUGCAACAAGCAAACAGCCAGAAUGGAUGUUGGAGAAGGUGACACUACAUCACUUGAAGAGUGGGAAAAUUCUGAAUUUUCCAGCCAAAAAAUGGUUGUCAAGGAACCAUGGAAAUGGAGAUACUGUGUGUGAACUUCCAGUUGUCGAAAAAGGAAAAAUCCUAUACUCAACUUUGAAUUACCAGGUUUAUGUGUACACUGGACAUAUGGAGCAAGCCGAAACUGAUUCCCCAGUUUAUUUGUGCAUCUAUGGAGAAAGAGGUGAUUCUGGUCUAAGGUUUCUUCACAGAUCUAACAAUACCAUAAAAUUCCAGAGAGGAAAGAUUGACAUGUUUGAAAUACAAGCUGUCUCUCUUGGAAAUCUACAGAAAAUGCUGUUGCGCUGCAAGGCAUAUAACAUGUCACGCAAUUGGUACUGUGAGAAAGUAGUCAUCAGAGAACCCGAGAAGAACUCUGAAUAUAUUUUCAUCUGUGAAAGAUGGCUGCCUUAUAUGUCAGAAGGCAUAAUUCAUUCAGAGAUAGAGCUCUUCUGUCAAGAAAUGCAAAUAAACCAUCAGCCAAAAAUGCAAGAGGAGGAAAAUGGAGAAGAUUGGAAAAUCACAGUAGUAACUGGCUCUUUUGAAGCAGCUGGCACAACAGCAACUGUGUCCCUUUACGUUUAUGGAGAAGCCAAGACUUCAGGUCCUUUUAUGCUGGGAUCUGGGGAGAAUCAUCUUUUUGAUCCUUCCAGCAUAGAUACAUUCAAGAUUAAUCUAAAAGAUGUAGGAGAGCUGUAUAAAAUACGGAUUGGCCACAACAACAGUGGACGAGAUCCUAGUUGGUACCUGCAGGAGAUUAGACUUCAGCGAAUAAGCACACCACUAGAGGAAGAAAUAUGUUUAACUGUCAAUGCCUGGCUCUCUGAAGACCAAGGUGAUUUAGAUACUUGGCAAGAAAUACCAGUAAGGAGACAUGGAAAAAAACUGCUACCAGUUGUACUGUAUGAUAUCGCUGUAUACACUGGAUCAAACCCUGGCGCAGAAACACAUUCUAAUAUAUACAUCACCAUCUAUGGAAACAGAGGAGAUUCUGGAAAACGAAAACUUCACAAGUCAAGAUUUAAUAAAAUCAAAUUUCAACGUGGUCAGACUGAUAACUUCUACAUGGCAGCUGUAUCACUGGGGGUUCUGAAUAAAGUUCUCAUUAGUCAUGAUGGAACUGGUCCAGGUAGUGGAUGGUUCCUUGACAAGGUUGUAAUUACAUAUGAAGAGGAGGAAGAAGGUGGAGUGGAAAAAGUAGUGUUUCCCUGUAAUAGAUGGCUAGAUGCAUACCAAGAUGAUGGAAAGACAGAGAGAGAAUUAAUUGAUAUAAAGAAUGGGAGUACAUCACUGGUGGAUACCAAGGGGAAAUGGAGAGUGCGGGUUAAGACUGCCCAUGAUUCCCCGGAGCCUGGAGAGUGUAAGAGAACCCUUGUAAUUUAUGGCUCAAAGGGCAAAAGUGAUGAACUUCUCCUUUCUUCACAAAGCUUGGGAUAUGUGCAUUUUCAACCAGGAGCAACUGAUGAAUUCAUUAUCGAAUCUGGAGACACUGGAGAUGUGUACAAGAUUCGGGUCAGCUGUGAUGAUUUACCAGGCUUUGAGGGCUGGCAUCUGAAGUCUUUUGAAAUGGAAGAGCUAUACACUAAUCGAGUGGUGAACUUUGACUGUAGCUGUUGGUUUUCUCUUAGACGGGAACAUGGAGAGGUAGUAAAAGAAUUCCCUGCAGUGAAUGAGAACCAGAAAACUUUACCAGUGCAUAAAUAUAUCAUCUCGGUGCAUACCGGUGAUCUGUGGGGAGCAGAAACCUUUGCAAACCUUUAUAUAACAGUUUAUGGUGAAAGAGGAGAUACAGGCAUCAGGAAGCUGCAACACUCUCUCACGCCAGGAGAAAAGUUUCAAAGGAACAAGGUUGAUUCAUUUUUAAUAGAAGCUGUCUCUUUGGGCCGCCUAAAGAAAAUAGUUGUAGGGCAUGAUGGAGAAGGAUAUGGAGCUGGAAUAUUCUUGAAAAUGAUAACAAUUAAGAAGUCUGAAAACUCAGAUAAAGAAUGGUUCUUCCUGUGUUGGAACUGGCUAGAUACUCAUAUGGGAAUCUGUGACACAGUCUGUGAGAUUGAAACAAUAGGCAAAAAAAGGAUCUCUUUUUCAACAAAUUCUGAAACCAGCAAACAAUCAUCAGGUUUAUGGAUAAUAGAUAUCAUUGGGUCUGACUUUAGUUCUAAAAGUGAUCCAAUACAUCUUACUUUAAUCUUUUAUGGAAAUCAAGAUCAUAAAAAGUUGGCACUUCAGCUUUCAGAAAAAGAAACACAAAUCAAAGAUGAACUAAAAAAGAUUGGCUCCGUUUACAAGAUUCGGAUUUCGGGUCCACAUGCUCAGCUAAGAGAGCCUUGGCAUUUGGACAUGUUGCAUAUGAAACAUACAAGCACAAAUGAAGAGAUGUGGUUAUAUUUUAACUCUUGGUUCAAACCCAAUGAAGAAAAAUGUAUUGAACUACCAGCAGUCUGUUCCAGUCAGGAUCCUUUACCUGUAGUGGAAUAUUCAAUCCACAUAUAUACCGGAGACAAAAAGAAAGCUGAUUCCAGUGGUGAUGUCUAUCUUUGCCUUCAAGGGGAGAGAGGUGACUCUGGGAAACAACAGCUUAAUAAUUCUGAAAAUGGCCCAAUCACUUUUUGCAGAGGAGAGGUGGAUGUUUUCAGAAUCAAAGCAGUAUACCUUGCGAAGCUGAACCAAGUCCUUGUGGGAUUUAGAAGCUUGAACAAAGAUGAUUGGUUCCUAGAAAAGAUUGUAAUAAAAGAAGAAUGUUACCCUUUCAUCUCAUACACCUUUGUUCACAAUAACUGGAUCAGUAAGCAUUCAAAGAAAGGUUUUACAGAAACUGCAAUUCCACUGCAAGAAGCCAUUGCAAUACCUGGCUCAGUUAAAGAUUUUGGUGCUAGAAGCCAAGGACAGUGGAGAGUGUGGAUGGAUUGUGCCCAUGUUCCAGAAAAAAUGCCUGAUGUAGAAGUGCUUGUAUUUGGAACCAAGGGGAAGUCUCUUCCAAAGAGAGCUAACAGUUUUGAAAAUGAACCAUUUCUUUUGAGUGUUGGUGAUAUUGGCAGCAUAACAAAGAUUUCAUUAAUGUUAUCCAGCCCACAUUUGACUAAAGGAAUCAAACUUUCCAAGCUUCGAAUGAAAGACUUGGAUACUAAAGAAGAGCUGAGCUUUCACCCUUUAAACCAAUGGCUCUUUGAAGAAGAUGGGUCAGAGACUGUGACAGAGCUAGCAGCAGUCAGACCAGAUGUAGCACCACUUAAGGAAGUUAUGUACUCAGUCAGUGUCUACACAGGAACAUUACCUGCAUCAGAAACAGAUGCAGAAAUCUUUAUUACAAUAUUCGGAGAGAAUGGAGACUCUUCCAAAAGAAGACUUAAAAACGUAAAGUCUUGUGCACAUUUUGAAAAGGGUCAGAUGAGUACUUUUAGCAUCCGAGCAUUAGAUCUGGGAAUAUUAAGCAAAGUGCUUGUGGAACAUAAUAGAUAUGGUUACGGAGCUGGCUGGUACCUUGAAAAAAUCAUAAUACAAGAAUUAGGGAAACAUGAUGGCCAGUAUGUAUUCUCGUGUCAGCAAUGGUUGGACAGUGGAGUUGCUGAUGGAAAGAUGAAACAAGAGCUGCAGCUUCUUGGAAAAGUUAGGAGAAAAAAGCCAGUGGGAAACAUUCAUGGAACUUGGGAUGUCAUUGUUUCCACUAGCAAUACUUCAAGCAGUGAUGUGAGCCCUAAAUUGACUAUAACAGCUUGUGAUGACAAAGGUGCCUCUGCUUCAGUCUUGAUUCCCAACGGAUCGUUUAAGGGAGCUGAAACUUAUCAGUCAUCGUUGGAACUAGAUAAGAAGUUUAGUAUGAUAUCCAAAGUUCGCUUGGAAGUGGAAGAUAUAGAUGGGAGAACAUGGCACUGCCGUGAGGUGAAGCUUCACCACACAAAGAGUGAAGAAACUCUAGAAUUUCCCUUUCUGCGGGAUUUUUCAGAUGCUGAAGGUUGUACUGAGCUGCCAGUACUCACAGAUGGAUGCAGUUUUUUAACAGUUAAACAAUAUGUUUUGUAUAUCUCAACGGACUCAUCCUUGGAGUCAGGAACAGACUCAGAUGUGUAUAUCACUUUGAAAGGAUCAAUAGGAGACACAGGAAAGAGGAAAUUACCAAGGAACGAGAAGGACAGCUUUGCCAAGGGGAAGGUGGACAUUUUUCAUGUUGAAGCAGUAGACAUUGGUACUCUGCAUGAGCUUGUUGUUGAAAAAGGAAAAGGCUCUGAUUGGCACCUUGAGAAGAUUCUUGUGAAGGAGCCAGGCUUCACAGGAAGAGAGAUGGUAUUUAUGGCUCAGACAUGGCUGCGAGACAGAACUGAUAGGAAAAGAUGGGCCUCAGUAACGCUGAAUGUUACAGAAAUGCAGGAACAAAGCAUAAGUGCUUCACUGUUACGAAGGCAACAAAUGAGAUCAGAAGGUCCAUGGAAAAUGUAUUUUACCGAAUGUCAUGAAGAUUCAUCAAAAGAAUUUCAAAAGUCUUUGAAAAAUAUUUCCAGACUGAUUGUGGUGUUUUAUGGGGAAAACGGCAAAUCAGAACCAAUUUCCUUGGAAGACAAACAGGAUCAAGCUGAGGACCAAACAACAUACAAUGUACAUUUUCCAUUUGAUCUGGGAAUGCUCUUCAAAAUCAAGCUGGGGCUUCAUAACUUGGGAGAAAACAUAUCCCAAUUGUUUCAUCACUGUAAAAUGCAGAAUGCAGUAACCUUGGAUACUUUUACUCUGUAUAUAAAUAAAACACUUCCUCUUCUUAAUGGAGAGCGAUGGAUUGAGUUCCCUGUAGAGUGGCCAUUAAGGCAACCACUUUCCGUGGUUACGUAUAAUGUGGAACUAUUAUCUAAAAAUGAUUUGAGCAAAAUAAACUCAGUACAUAUGUCUCUGUCUAUAUAUGGAACUAAUGGAGACACUGAAGAUCGAACACUUUCAUUAGAAUCAUCUUCACAAUCUCACAAAGACAAUGACAAUGAGUUGUUUACAGGUCAGAUUCAUGCUGUGGAUCUGGAAGAACUGAACAAAGUCAUACUUCUUAUCAGUACUGAAUCAUCCUGCAAACUAGGAAUUAAAGCCCUGCACAUAAAGAAAGCCCCAGAAAAAGAGCCUGUCUACAUAUUUGAAGUGAAUGAAACAUUCCUUUUGGAUGCUAACAAACCCAAAAUCAAAAAAGAAAUCUCAGUAUCAUUGAUUCAGAAGAAAGAUGAACUGGAAAAUCUCACUGAAUAUACUAUUAAGGUGUACACGGGUGACAAGAGAGGAGCAGGGACAGAUGCAAAUGUUCACAUAAUUCUGUUUGGAGACCUGGAUACAUCUCCAUUAAUUCAACUAAGCAAAUCUCUAGAUCAUCGAGAUCCCUUUGAACGAGGAAAGUUGGACACAUUCAAAAUUAAGACAAAGAAAGUUGGAAGGCUGCGGGAGAUUGAAAUUGGGCACGACAGGAAAGGAUUUGGAAGUCGAUGGUUUCUAGAAAAAGUAGAAAUCACAGAUGUGUCUACAAAUGAAUCAUACUGUUUCAACUGUAGCCGGUGGCUUCCUGAAGAUGAGAGUGAUGGACGCUCUGUAGUGCAACUUUACAUAUAAUUAUGUUGUCUUGAGAAUCCUGUUUCAACAUAUUUCCUUUUCUCCUUCAAAUUGAUUUGGUUCAUUUGUAUUUCCUAAUUGUGAAAGAACUGUUAAUUAUCAUGAAGAAAUAUCAAAACAGUCCAUCACAUUUUAGUACUCCUGUAAGAAUGUUACUGAAAACUGUUAACACUUUUAUCCAAGCAGAAAUAAACUCAUG
Messenger RNA from Anolis sagrei ordinatus, 8608 nucleotides. RefSeq names its product RP1 axonemal microtubule associated (gene RP1). Gene Ontology annotation, biological process: intracellular signal transduction. Gene Ontology annotation, molecular function: protein binding. Lineage: Eukaryota; Metazoa; Chordata; Lepidosauria; Squamata; Anolidae. The record is from RefSeq and is a predicted model, not a curated record.